AGCUCUGCUAGGGCAAGUAAAAAGGGUUAAAUCGAACAAAAAAAUAAACAGAUAUUCUGAAUUUAGAUACGCCCUCCAGAGUGCAAUACGAACGCACCCUAUAAUGGACACUGCUGGCCAGCAGUGCAAACCGAUAAACUAUUUAAUUUCAGAAUUGGUUACAAUUAGGUUAAGGGUCAGAUUUAGAUUAUAUUGGCUCAUUGUUUUCAGGUCAGUAGGUACCCACACUUUUCUGCGAGUGUCUCUUUUAAAAUCCUCAUCAAUCAGCAGGCAAUCUUUCUACAUGAUUACCUGAUUGGUCAAUCUACACCCACGCCAAGGAAGUGCAAACAGAGUUCUUCCGGUCACUGUGUUUGGUUUGAAUCGAAGAAGGCUGUUUUGGUCCCGGAUACUCUUUUCAUGGCACUUCGAUACAGUGAUUUUCAUAGCAGAAUAUCAGUAAGGAGGAUAUUAGAGGCACUUUAGUCAACAAGAUGAAGAUCAAACAACGUUCAAAAACUACGCCACUGCACAAAAAAACCAUGGGUACUAAACGCCAUGGAAACCUGGGUAUAACACAAACAGAACAUGACCCACAGUCAGGUGAUGACUCCACCGGCAGAGAUGAAUCAGAUUGUACCCAAGCACUCUCAAAGAGCACCAGUUCAACUCAUCAUUCAGAUUCUAGUCCACUCCACAAGGAUCCUGUGGUAGUGCUAACCAGGUUGGCUGAGGUGGUGGUUAAGACACUUCUGAGAGACAUUAAAGUGUGUUUGGUGAAGGAGGUGACGGAUGUCAGGAGGGAUGAAGACAACCAUGGAGGUUCUCCUCAGUUCUUUCCUUGUCCACACUGCACCAUCUCCUUUACUGACUGUUACUUCCUGGAGAACCACAUCAAGACCAAACACCAGAAGCAGUACCUGGCCAUGUUGAGAAGCCAAGUCUCAAAGAGUAAAAUAGUGUACGGCCCCACACACAGCUGUUCCCACUGUAGCUGCAUGUUCCAUACACCACGACAGCUAGACAUCCACACCCGCCAGGCCCACCCCUCUGCCCGUCCCCAGAAACCUGCCCCUCCCCGGAGAACUGGCCGUCCCCACAGGGUACAGGAGAAAUUCCACACCUGCCCACAGUGCUCCCGCAGAUUCAAGUACCUGGGCAGCCUGCUGAAGCACUGCAAGAGUUUGCACAAAAUGGCUGUUGUUCUCACCAAUGGACACAUCAGUUGCGCAGACUGUGAGAAGAGCUUUGAGAAUUGCUGGGGCCUGGGGCCUCACCGGUGUCACGAACCAGAGGGCAAUAAACCUAAGGACGCUAAACAGAUUAUCAUUAAGGAAGUCGGCUUCCAAUGCUUAGAUUGUGGCAAGAUCCUCACUACUCCUACGAGCCUGAACACUCACAUGCGCAUCCACACUGGAGAAAAGCCUUAUGUCUGCAAGGAGUGUGGCAAGCGCUUCUCAGGUACAGGCGCUUACCAUUAUCACUUGUUAAUACACAAUGGGGUCAAGCCAUUCAAAUGUCAGGACUGUGGGAAGGCUUUCAAGCAGAAGUCGCUCCUCAGGAAGCACAUGACUGUUCACUCUGGUGAGAGGAAGUACUCCUGCUCCCAAUGCGACAGGCAGUUUGCAUACAGGGAGAGUCUGAAGCUUCACCUGCGCACACACUCCGGGGCGAGACCUUUCAAAUGUACUGUCUGUGGUAAAGACUUUGCUGACAAAGGUUAUCUGAAGAUGCAUCUGAAGAUUCACAACAACCAGAAAAACUACCAUUGUGGGGUUUGUGGGCAGAAAUUCAUAAGGAUUGGGGUGCUGAACGUACACCUGCGCUCACACACCGGUGAGAGGCCUUACCACUGCACAGUGUGUGACAAGCAGUUUGCCCGACUCGACCACCUGAAGAACCACCAGCGCACUCACACAGGUGAGAAACCAUACACCUGUACCGAGUGCGGUAAAAGCUUCACUCAGUCUGGAGAUCUAACCAAACACAAGCGCCUCCACACCGGGGAGAGGCCAUUUGAAUGUUCGGAAUGCCACAAACGCUUUAUCUGCUCUGCUUCUCUGACCCUGCACAUGAGGACCCACACUCACCGUGACGUAAAGCCAUACUCCUGCCAAGAGUGUGGGAAAAGCUUUUAUGAACAGAGUCAUGUGAACGGCCACAUGAAGAUCCACAAGGGGAAACGUUAUUCCUGCCCCCACUGCUUUCUCAGCUUUGCUCGCAAGUCCAACCUCUCCAAACACCUGCUUAGACGUCAUAAACCUAAAUGAUAAUGAUGUAUAUUAACAUAGCACCUUUUAUGAAACUCUGUUACUCUUAUGAAUUAAAUGGAGGGGAGUCUGAUCUCUUUUGUCAGUGAUCGAUGUGUGACAUCAAAUUCUAACUAAAUUUUGCCCCAUGUUUAUGAUAACGCUGCAAUGUUUUAACAAUCCUCCAGUUGGGUCACAGUGAGCUCCAUGUAUUGGGACAGUGACACGUUUUGUUUCUCCUGCAGCACUUUGGAUUUGAAAUUAUACAACGACUGAGGUUAAAGUGCAGACUCCGCUUUAAUUUGAGGGUAUUUUCAUCCAUAUCAGGUGAACCGCUUAGAAAGAACAGGAUUUUUUUGUACAUGUUCCCCCCCAUUUUUAAGGGAAUGGUUAAAUUAUUUGGUCCCAUAUUCCCAGCAUGCAAUGCUUACAUUAAGCUUGACUGGAUGUGUUUGCUGUUUGUUUUGGUUGUGUGUCAGGGUAUUUUGUGCUCAAUAGAAAUUCAUGGUAAAUAAUGUAUUGUCACUUUUAUUAUAAAUUAGAAUAGUGUAUGUCUUCUAUAUUAGUGGCUACCAUGAUUACGGAUAAAACUGAAUGAAUUGUGAUUAAUGAGUGAAAGUUAGAGGCAUAAAUAUCAUACCCCCUCAAAAUGCUAACCUCCCCUGUUAUUGUAAUGGUAAGAUGUUAGCAUGUCUUGGGGGUAUGAUACUUGUGCGUCUGUACUCUAGCUUUCUCACUCAUUAUUCAGGACUAUCCGUAAUCAUUGUAGCAUCAAACAAGUUUGUAGAGUAACAACCUUGUUGUAAUCAAUAUGUGCUAGGACAAUGGGACCAAGUACUAUACUUUUGACUACUUUUACCACACAAGGAAUUUGUACCAAUUCUUUAAGUCCCCCCCCAUUUUAGGGGAUUAUGUUCAAGAAGUGUCAUUUCUAAACUGUUCAUUUGUUCAUCUGCUCUUUUGUUUUAUGGAUGUUUGCGUUUAACCAGUUCAAUGUCAGCUACAUAAUCCCCAAAAGUAGGUAUCAUGAGGGCCAUAAAUGAUAACUAGUAAUGUUGCAUACUCAAAGGUUUUAAAAAAUCUCACUUCCGGUAAACAAUAGGUAUAGAUUGUUGAGGUCACUAUUGAGGAUACUAGCUCAAGUACACACAGUACAAAUGAUACAAUUCUAUUUGGCAAAAUUGUAUGAAUAGGGCUUUGAAGUGUUUAUUCUAAAUAUUGCUUAAAUUAUAAAAUGACUUUAAGAUAUCAUCUUCCUUAACUUUAAAUUACAUAAUUGUUUAGUGUUAGAGAUUUCAUAUUUUCUGGAUGUUU
Molecule: messenger RNA, 3542 nt
Organism: Oncorhynchus tshawytscha (Chinook salmon)
Lineage: Eukaryota; Metazoa; Chordata; Actinopteri; Salmoniformes; Salmonidae
Product: gastrula zinc finger protein XlCGF57.1-like
Exons: 5
Coding region: 474-2249 (591 amino acids)
Biological process (GO): regulation of transcription by RNA polymerase II
Cellular component (GO): nucleus
Molecular function (GO): RNA polymerase II cis-regulatory region sequence-specific DNA binding; DNA-binding transcription activator activity, RNA polymerase II-specific
Source: RefSeq, a predicted model, not a curated record